Molecule: messenger RNA, 1194 nt
Organism: Paraglomus brasilianum
Lineage: Eukaryota; Fungi; Glomeromycota; Glomeromycetes; Paraglomerales; Paraglomeraceae
Source: the annotation of a GenBank genome assembly
AUGACAUCUCUUGGAUAUCAUAAAUAUUUAAUAGUCAGGUACUCGUUUGCUGUCAACUCAUCUCAAUGGACGCAUAACAACGAUGCAGAUAUGUUCAUCGUUCUCGAAAAUAUGUAUUCAUCCGACGCACUUGCUCGAUCCACCGGAGAGCCACUGCUCAAGAUUACAAGGCGUAAUGACGAAUUAGAAUGCGUCAACCUGUCGUAUAGCACGUUGAACCCACGCGCGUUAAUGAAAUAUCCCGUAUUUGGAUUAAAAUACCACCAAAAUUAUCAAAACUCGUUGCAACAGCGUAAAUUUCAAGUAAAAUUUAUUGAUACGGAUGACUAUAUAGAAUGCGGGAGAAUAGUCUCGAGAUAUAUCAAUUGCAAGUUUAUACGAUCAAAUGACCAGUCCUUAUCGCAAAAGAACAACACCAAACCACAAUUUACAGCUACGAUGCAGCCCACAUCUAAUUUCUUAGCAUCUAAUGAACAAGGAAUAAAGAGCGAAGCGAACAUGACAAAAAAUCGACCCACGGUCCAUUUGCCCAUCAAAUCAAACACUCAAAACAUAACAGACAACCACAACUACAUACCGCAGUCGAAUAUCUCUCUCCCUGCAUCAUUCGCUCAGUUGAAUAAUGAAAAACAACCUCCCGCCUCUCAGAUAUCUUUACCGCUGGCAAAUCAUAGCUACAAUAUUGCCGUAUCAUCAAAUGCCACGCCUGAAGAACCGCAAGUCGGUAUUAUAAAGAACCAACGACAAACAGCUACGACCACAAACCCAUUUUCGUUUGCUUGUCAUGACAAUCACACAACUUACGAUCGUUAUCAACCCUCAGUAUCAACCAAAUCACACACCAUGUCAAAUGCUGUCUGCCUCUGUGCCCCUAGUUAUCAAUCCAUGCAUACAGAUCACUUAUCUCGUUCUUUAGGUUUAUUACGCUGUAUACCAGAGGAUAAUAGACGUGUAAAGACGGAGGAAGAAAGACAAGGAGGAACAACUGUUGGGUGGCAAAGCGUUAUUGAUUUGAUUAGUGACGAUGAGGGUGACGAUGUCUUGGAUACCUCCAUCUCGUCCCAUACUGGAUUGUCCUCACCAAGUUACCCAAUUCACGAUGCUAUACUGAAGGAGUGGAUGAUUAACAUACUCCAGGAUCCAGAAUUUCCUUUGCUUGUUGAGAGGGUUAAUACAAUAUUGAAGAGCACUUGA